Fusarium sp. VM40 is the source of this 1257-nucleotide messenger RNA. The record is from the annotation of a GenBank genome assembly. NCBI's taxonomy places the organism in Eukaryota, Fungi, Ascomycota, Sordariomycetes, Hypocreales, Nectriaceae.
AUGGAUCCAGUAGAGCAACGUUUCAGAACCAAUUUAGCAAAGGCUUUACCCAAUCUAUCGAUAGCCACGCAGGCCGUACACGCAGACGAUGUCCUCAACAAUGUGGACGACGUGGCGCCGCCAAUCCACGUUGCCGCAACUUUCCGUUAUCCACGAGCUCCGGACCUCAUGCGGGAACACCACGAGAGACCUUCUUAUCCGGUUCUAGAUGUCGGGGAGCACUGCUAUUCAAGACAAUCCACGCCAGGGCUGUCGCGCCUUGAAGCCAUCUUGUCUUCCAUCUUAGGCCAACCCUGCAUUGCCUACUCCUCUGGCCUUGCAGCAUUUCAUGCUUUGCUGAUCAUGCUGGGACCUAAGAAAGUCUCUAUCGGCGCGGGAUAUCACGGAUGCCAUGGGACCCUGGAACUAUAUGCCCGUGCUUCUGGCACCGAGAUACUCUCACUCGACUGCCCCGUUGACCAAUUAGGACCCGGCGACUUGAUUCAUCUCGAGACACCCGUCAAUCCGACCGGAAAAGCCUUUGACAUUCAAUAUUAUGCAGAUCGUGCCCAUUCCAGAGGUGCCUACCUUAGCGUAGACUCGACCUUUGCACCACCUCCACUCCAGGACGCAUUCAUCCAGGGUGCAGAUAUCGUCAUGCACUCUGGAACAAAAUACAUCGGUGGCCACUCCGAUCUCCUAUGCGGCAUUCUGGCUAUUAAAAGUGGCAGCCCCGGCAACGAAUGGCUCCAGCAACUCCAUCGGGACAGACUGUACCUUGGAUCCAUCAUUGCAGGUUUUGACAGCUGGCUUGCAACUAGGAGCAUCCGCACUCUCGAGAUGAGAGUUCUCAAGCAAAGCCAGUCGGCCCAGACUAUCGUCAAUACAUUAAGGCUUGGCUUGGUGGGGACAACUCCCAGUGAUAAAGAGGUCCAGAUCAUCCAGAAAGUGGUCAAAGAAAUUCACCACGCCAGUCUGCAGGACGAAGCUAAUACGGAAGGAAGCUGGCUACGAAAACAAAUGCCCCGAGGAUAUGGACCCGUGUUUUCUCUGACACUUCACAAGGUGGAAUAUGCCCGGAACCUUCCGUCAAAGUUGACUCUCUUCCAACAUGCAACUAGUCUCGGCGGUGUGGAAAGUUUGAUUGAGUGGAGGACAAUGACGGACUCGACGGUGACAAAGGACUUUUUGAGAAUCAGUAUUGGCGUAGAGGGUCCGGAAGAUCUCUUGGCGGAUCUACUUCGAGGUUUAGAAGCCGUCAUGACUGAGGCUAGUUGA